GACAACGUAUCCAGCAUAUGAUAGACGAGCAAAAUUCCGAUAUGAAAGUGAAUGCUAUUUUACUAGAUUUUUACAUUUGGGAUUAUGCCAAAGAGAUCCAAGGCACUGUAGACAUCCCCACUCAUAGAACUCGCAGCGUUUAUUAUUAAAAGAAAUGGCGUAGCGUCGGGCAUUCAUGGUCCCCGAGUGUUGACUCACGCAGGCAAAAGCAGUCCAACAUUUGAGCUCACUGAGAAAAUGUAAAACCUCGCUGUUUGCCAUUCCCUUGUCAUUCUCCCACCAUGAAAAGCAUGUGGUCAGCGUGCCUUACCCGGCAUAAACCAGGCAUGUUACGAAUGGUGCAUAGCAGAGUCAACUACUCGGUCAUGCCCAUUACAUGCUCGCAGUUGAAAGAGCAGCUCGACCAGCAAAUUGAGCACGACGCAUUUUGCAAGUCCGUCACAGUGAUAGAAGUUCGAAAUAGACAAGAAAUCGAAGACUCGGGCAAAAUCAAGUAUUCUGUUAAUAUCCCUUUACCGCACUUGAUCGAAGAUCCUCAUCGUUUGUUGGCUGAUUUUCCCAAAGACAGAAAGCUUGUGUUUCAAUGUGCUUCAGGUCGCCGAAGUCAUAUGGCAGCCACCAAAGCGCUUGAGGCAGGCUUUACCAACGUCUAUAAUUUAGAAGGAGGCUUGACCGCUUGGAAAGCAGAGUAUCCCCUUCAACCAUUUAAAAAAAACCAUUCCCCUACCGUCCACACUAUCCUCGACAAUGCCACCGAUACAGCUCAGUACAUUGUGACGGAUGAAGACACUCGCGAAACCAUUUUGAUUGACCCUGUCCUUGACUAUGAUCCAUUUUCCGGCACGGUCAAGGCAGACACGGCCAAACAAUUAAUUGAAUUUGUUCAAAAAUACCAUUUAAAUGUCACGAAAAUUAUUGACACCCAUGUGCAUGCUGAUCAUCUUUCAGCAGGAAAGUAUCUUCACCAGCAUUUGACCAACAAGCCACCCUUGCUGAUUGGUCAUAACGUCACCAAGGUGCAGUCAGUAUUUCGUGACAAGUAUAAUUUUGAACCAAGAGAUCUACCUACCACUGGAGAGCAAUUUUCUCAACUGAUAGGCGAUGCAACAGAAUGGACCCUAGGAAAUGAUAUCCGUUGUAAGGCCAUUGCUACGCCAGGUCAUACACCAGCAUGCAUGAGCUGGUUAAUAGGCGACGCGCUCUUUGCGGGUGAUACUUUGUUCAUGCCCGAUAUUGGUACGGCACGAUGCGAUUUCCCUGGUGGAAGCGCCGAGCAGAUGUAUCAGAGUAUUCACAAGAUAUACGAUACGUUGUUGGACGAUACAAGAGUGUUUGUUGGUCAUGAUUAUCCCAGUGAACGACCGUAUUCGUUCGUGACGUUCUUGGAGGCACAUAAGCGCAACAACAAGAUGAUAAAUGAAAGGGUGAGUCUUGAAGAUUACAUCAAGGCAAGAAAACUUCGAGACGAUCAGCUUAAGGCCCCGAGGUACCUGCACCCUUCUUUACAGACCAAUCUUCGGGGAGGAGAUCUUCCUGCUGCUGAAAGAAGGAAGGGCGAAUGUGAUAAAGAAGCAGGACAAUUCUUUAAGAUUCCUGUUCGAUUUAUUGAAUAAUUUAGAAGUUACCUGGUAACAGAAUUGCCUAUAAAAAAAAUUAAAAGAAAAAGUUUAAAAAGGCGCUACACAUUGCGG
Umbelopsis ramanniana AG is the source of this 1691-nucleotide messenger RNA. RefSeq lists its product as uncharacterized. Gene Ontology annotation, biological process: glutathione metabolic process; hydrogen sulfide metabolic process. The record is from RefSeq and is a predicted model, not a curated record. The coding region runs from base 282 to 1613 and encodes 443 amino acids. Gene Ontology annotation, molecular function: sulfur dioxygenase activity. The transcript has 8 exons. Lineage: Eukaryota; Fungi; Mucoromycota; Umbelopsidomycetes; Umbelopsidales; Umbelopsidaceae.